GAGGCGGGAUUCGAUAGUGCCGAUAAAUGUGAAAUGGCUGUAAAACAAACAGAUUAGGUCACCAAAGACAAGUCGAAGUGAAAAACUGCGGUUUGGUGAAUUCUAAGCAUGACUCCAAAUGUGGUAUAUGUGUUGCAAGCGUGUAAUGAAAUAGAUGAUGUGUGAAUGACAAAUAACACACAGGCUCUGUUUUUUAGGUUUCUGUGUUCGCAGGAUUGGAUGUGUGUUCAUAGGUGUUAAACAACAUCUCCGGCUGCUAAACUAUUUAAGUGCGCAGGAGGAGAGGCCAUUUGAUCUGCGAGACUGCGGGAACUUUUUCUUUGUUUAAAAAAAUUGCGUUUACGUCCCUACCGCCACUUUUGUUAUUUAGUUCUGUGCGAACAUGCGGCUGUUUAUCGUGAGCGUCGUCGCUGUGCUGCUGGCGCUGAGCUGCCGCUUCGGCAUGUCUGAAGUUGUGAGCAAAUUCGAUACAUGCAGAAAGUUUUUCUUUGAAGGACAACCUCCGGUGAUUCCUGACAUCCUGAAUCCAAACUCUGAGCAUGUUCGUUACAAAAAAAUCUGUCAAACAUAUAGUUCCCAAAAGAAUGAUAAAAUAUAUACAUUUGCAACUCUCUACGACACAGAAAGCAGGAUUCCUGUUUUCUCAGCUUAUAAAUACACUGGAAAAGGAAAUUUCACAAGACCAGAGAUACCAUGGAUGAUCGAGCCACAGCUUGAUCCUCCUGAUGGUAACAUGAUUGUUCCAUAUAGAAAUCAGGCCAUCGAUGAAGACUACUUUAAAAACAACUAUCAAGUGAACCGCGGUCACUUAUUUCCCAGCGGUCACGCAGCUGAUGAAUUCACAGCCGAAUCUACAUUCACACUCACUAACAUUGUGCCACAAAAUAUCAGCUUCAAUGCUGGCAGUUGGAAUCGCAUUGAAAACAAAACCAGAGAUAGCAUGAAUACAGAUUGCUCUGACGAUAAUGGUAACAUUUCAGCCUUUGUGCUGACUGGAGCUAUACCUGGCAAAAACAGACUAAACAAUAGAGUGAACAUUCCCUCUUACAUGUGGACGACAUUUUGCUGCCGCUAUAACAGCAGAAAAAUAACGUGGGUCUCUCAGGCUUACUGGGGCAUAAAUAAAGAAGAAAAUGAAGAUGAACCAAUCAGACAAAAGAGCCUGCAGGAAUUACAGAAAUUUCUGAGUGAAAAGUACAAAUACAAUGUGCAGCUGUUUAAGAACAACUGUAAAAAACAAAAAUAGUCUCAUUAGAUGGUUUAAAAAUCCUUGAAUUAUAAUUUUUGUGAUGUUUGAUUAAAGGGCUGUCAAAAUCCUUGUUUAGCUUUUGCAGAAUCAUAACUAUCCUAACUAUCUUGGUUUUAAAUGCUGUCAUUUUAGCAUUUUCAUUUUUACACAAACAGUACUUUGAUAAACAUGUCUAAAGCCCAGACCCUGUUAUGAAUGGACUGUCUGUAAAUGAUUGUCUUUCUUUCUAAUAAAGCUUGUGCAAAUGUUGUCAUAUCAGAAUCA
Labeo rohita (rohu) is the source of this 1513-nucleotide messenger RNA. Its product is annotated as endonuclease domain-containing 1 protein. The transcript is spliced from 2 exons. Bases 383 to 1246 code for a protein of 287 amino acids. Gene Ontology annotation, molecular function: nucleic acid binding; hydrolase activity; metal ion binding. NCBI's taxonomy places the organism in Eukaryota, Metazoa, Chordata, Actinopteri, Cypriniformes, Cyprinidae. The record is from RefSeq and is a predicted model, not a curated record.